This is a messenger RNA of Erythranthe guttata (spotted monkey flower), 4021 nucleotides long. RefSeq names its product formin-like protein 5. The record is from RefSeq and is a predicted model, not a curated record. Gene Ontology annotation, biological process: actin cytoskeleton organization; actin nucleation. Gene Ontology annotation, molecular function: actin filament binding. NCBI's taxonomy places the organism in Eukaryota, Viridiplantae, Streptophyta, Magnoliopsida, Lamiales, Phrymaceae.
CCCACGUAAUUGACUAAAUAAACCCCCAGUCAAGAAAGGGCAGCUCCUCCGCCGUCUGCUUCAAAUUUGUGUGACGGUUCAAUAAAAACUAAAAUAAAUUAAAUUAAAAUAAAAUAGAAAUUCCGAUGAGCUAGAAAUUCCGAUAACCUACAGAAAAACCCACAAACGAAACGGAACAAAGAAAAGCUGCCAUAAAAUAAUCAGUAAACCUCUGUCAGCUUUUUUAACACUUCUUCUCUCUCUUGGGUCAACUCACGCGCUAUUUCUUCCCAUCUGUGUCUUUUGGGUGGAUCUGGCCUUAACGUAAUUAAAAGUUAAAACCCCCCAACGCUAAGGAAUUUAUCUUCUCUCUAGAUUCAAGAUUUAUCCCUUUUCUUGGUUUUUGUCUGGCGUUUUGGGAAUUCCUUCUUUCUUCAUCAAACUGUGAUUUGAACUCACUUUCGAGCUUUUCCCAAGUGUAAUUUCUUAGGAGAAAGAUUGGAUUUUUGGUUGAAGUUAAGCAUUCGGAUCAAUUGAAAAAGCUGUUCUUGAGAAUAUUUAAGUCUUGUUUGGCUUGAAAAUGGUGUAAAGGUUUGACCUUUAGACGUUACACGUGGGACUGGGAGAUGGGGAAUUAGUAAUAAAGGGGGCUUUUGUUGUAAGUAAAUGUUGUAAAGAUUUAUCUGCAUACAAUUGGCAAAAGAGAUGAGGAAUCAAGAAAAGAAGAGAGGAGUUGUUUGUUUUGUUGCAUAUUUUGUUCUUCUGCUUUUCAGUGAACAACAAGAAGCAGCACGUGCCGAAAGCAGCAAAUGGGAUGAACAUAAGCCCUUGCUGAGUUAUCUAGUAGACUCUGGAAUGAUCAAUCAGGAGAUGGCUGAGUUAUUACGGGUUAAUUGUAUGGUAGAGUUGGUGAAUGCCCAGAAAACUUUACAAGAUCUUGAAUUUCAUUCGACAAAAGAUCGAUCAAGUGAUAGUAUCGAAUUCUUGAAUGGUAGGUUUUCAAGAAAGAAAAUCCACGAGACGGUCAAUUUCUUGCUCCCUCAGGUCAACCAAAUCCUCGUAGACUGCGUAAAGGGGAAAACCCACAUGCACGCCGAAUCCGGAGAGGACAAGAGUUUUGACGAAACCUGGUACACCAGAUAUUUAUGGUUUCUUUUUAACCGACGCUCCGUUUCCAAAAGACGAUCAUUAGCAGAGACAUUCGACGGUGCACCUGCUCCAUCACCGCUAGUUGCUUCGCCUAGUCCAGCACCUUCGAUUACAGCUACUCCACCUUCGCUUCCGUUUUUCCCUCCAGAUUCUAGCGGCUCGAGUUUUCAGCCUCCACCUUUUGUUGCUAAUGUAGGGUCGAGCGGUGGAAAGUCGAGCAAGAGAACGAUUGUUAUCGCUGUGGUUGUAACUGCAGUUGUGACAUUUCUUCUUGUUGCUCUGUUCUUUCUUUUCUGCCGUAGAUGCUUUAAAAUGGGGGCUGGACGGGGUAGAAACGACGAAAGGCCUCUUCUCAGCUUAAGCUUGAGUGAAUAUUCUAUUGCCUCUCCACAGAAGUUGUUCGGUUUAGGAACGUCAGUGAAUGAAGAAAAGAUCGGUAGUCAGUCAUUCAACAACAACAACAACAAAUUGAACCACAAUAAAACUAGCGGAAGCUUCUACGUGGAAUCAAAUUCUCUGAGCAACUCCAAAGUCGAGACCAAUGGGGUGACGCCACCUGGACUGGCCCCACUGAGGCCGCCACCUGGAAGGAUGGAUUCACCUAAACCAAAUCGGGGUAAUGCUGCUCCUCCUCCUCCACCACCACCCACUGCUCCUGUACCACCACCUCCGCCACCUAUGAAUACUUCUUCUGGUGGCCCACCUCGUCCACCGCCUGGCCCACCACCACGCCCACCUCCUGGACCAUCUGCACCACCGCCUCCUAGACCUCCUGGUGCUACCACUGGUCCUCGUCCACCACCACCUCCGGUACCUCAUGGUGCUACUGUUGGUCCUCGUCCACCACCACCACCUCCUGGUGGUGGUGUGCUGCCACCUCGACCGCCACCUGCUGGCUUGAAACCGCCACGGCCCGUGCCCGGUCAUCCAUCCACUUCUGCCUCGAUUGACGAGAGUGAGGCUGGUGGUGCUAGUAAAGCAAAACUGAAGCCUUUCUUCUGGGACAAGGUGUUGGCUAACCCUGAUAGUACCAUGGUUUGGCAUCAGAUCAAAGCCGGGUCUUUUCAGUUUAACGAAGAGAUGAUAGAAAGUCUGUUUGGCGCUGCACCUGCCGCAAAAAGCAAGAAUGAAGGGGGCAAAGAGUCUUCAUCGCAAGACGUACCCCACUACGUUCAAAUAAUCGACCCCAAAAAGGCGCAGAAUCUAUCGAUUCUGCUCAAAGCUUUAAAUGUGACUACGGAGGAAGUUUGCGAUGCACUAGAAGAAGGUAACGAACUUCCACCCGAGCUUAUUCAAACUCUACUAAAAAUGGCACCCACGACCGAAGAAGAAUUGAAGCUAAGACUCUACAACGGCGAGCUUUCUCAACUAGGGACCGCAGAGAGGUUUCUAAAGGUCCUCGUAAAUAUCCCAUUCGCAUUUAAGAGAAUGGAAUCAUUAUAUUUCAUGUGCACUCUUCAAGAGGAGACAUCAACAUUAAAAGACUCCUUCCUUAUCUUGGAGGCUGCAUGCACAGAAUUGCGAAAAAGCAGAUUGUUUCUCAAACUUUUAGAAGCUGUCCUAAAAACGGGAAACCGUAUGAACGACGGAACAUUCCGAGGUGGGGCCCAAGCGUUUAAGCUGGACACACUUCUAAAGCUAGCAGAUGUAAAAGGAACAGAUGGCAAAACCACACUAUUGCAUUUUGUUGUCGAAGAAAUAAUUAGGUCAGAAGGCAUAAGAGCCGCUCGAGCAGCAAAGGAGAAGAAGGGAAGCAUGUCCAGCAUUAAGUCAGACGAUUCUCUAGAAGAUUCCGACCAAGAUUCCGAGGAUCAUUUAAGGAAUCUUGGUCUCCAAGUUGUCUCUAGUUUAGGUAACGAACUCGAGAAUGUAAGAAAAGCUGCGAUCUUGGACACAGAUAGCAUAACGGGCACAGUAUCCAAGCUGGGCCAUGCCCUAGUAAAAGCCCGCGACUUUUUGAACUCAGAUAUGAAGAAUGUUCCGGAAGAAAACGGGUUUCACCAGAUUUUGAAGAAUUUCGUGCAGAAUUCGGAGGUUGAUGUGAGGUGGUCGCUCGAGGAAGAGAAACGGAUAAUGGCACUUGUUAAGAACACUGCGGAUUAUUUUCACGGGCAUUCGGGUAAGGACGAGGGUUUGAGAUUGUUUGUGAUUGUGAGAGAUUUUCUAAUCAUUUUGGACAAGGUUUGUAAAGAAGUGAAGAACUCGCCACGUAAGCGGAGUGUGGUGUCGAAGAAAGAAGAUACAGUGGCGGCGGCAGCCCCACCGGACAUACGGCAGAGUAGUAGUACUAUUACAGAUCACAGGCAGCUACUUUUCCCUGCCAUUGUUGAUAGGCGAAUGGAUAAUUCGAGUUCAGACGAUGAAUCGUAGUUGUUUAGAUAGAGAUUAGGUGUUGCAGAAGGGUACAAGAGUAUAUGCUCUUAUUCGAGACUGCUCUUUGUGAUGCGUUUGGCUACACGAUUUUCUUAUACGGGCCUCGGUAGAAAAGAUUAUUGUCCUUGCUCCAUUCUUAUGUGUUGUUGUUUACCUUUCUUUUCUGCUUAUUCUUUGUAUUCUAUAUUCUUAUUGACCUUCAUCAUUCAAAACUAGAUACCAAAUCAUUCUAAAACCCCAUUUUCCCAAUGUACAAAAUUUCAAGUGAUUCAUAAUAUUGUGUACAAGUAUAUAUAUCUAUGUAUUUGUUAUUUAUAUAUCUAUACUUAAUAUACCAAGACAGGAUAAUUCUUUUAUAAAUAUUGAUAAUUAAAUUCAAAAGAAAGAAAGAAUGGGGGAAGUACAAGACAAACUUCACUUCUUUGAUUCAUUCAUUCAAUAUCCAUUUUAAAACAAGAAACAGGGCUUCUCAAUCUAUGUACCAAAUCUAACAGAAACAAUCGACCUACCACAAACUAAA